CAUCGAUCCACACUCCUAGUCUUGCAGUCAUAGAAUGCUCUGUUCGAGAGCUCGCGCUGUAGUCUACGCUUUGAGGCAGGAAGCUUCAGGGAGAAAUUUCAACGAAAUUCAUCAUGUAUCAAAGGUGUAUAAGCCUGGGCUAGACAACUUUCUGCUGCGAUCAACAGCGCGGGACGUCAACGAAGGUCCGCAGUCUGGCCACGGCGAAAGUGUCUCUGCAUAAAAGCGAGGUUUUCGUGGGCAUUCUCCCAACAUCCAACAUGCUCGAUCCUACCACAUCGCCGCGAACGUACUGGGGAGCGCUCUACAUCGGCCUCUCCGUCACCAUCAUCCCGACGCUCUUGUUAUGUUUGAUCACGAUGCCCUUCCUGGGCGCGCUGGUCCGCUUCCGCGCCAACUACGUUCCAAAGUCAACCAUCCGGCUGCUCACGGAUGGCGAAGAAGCUGCUCCCAGUGAACGCUCGCCGUCGUAUUUCGGCAUGCUGUUCAGAGUCUAUCGACUCGAGGGCUGGGCUGGGUUCUAUAAGGGACUCCUGCCGUAUCUCGCAGAGUCGUAUUUGGCCAUCCUGAUCGUCACACCCAUCGCACUGAGCCUCACAGUGAGGGACAUCACCAACCCACCCGCCGGCAAGCUUCCCCUCGAAGUAGAGAUGCCACUGUACAUCAUCAGCAGCGCUCUGAUGGUUGUGGUCCUCCCAUUCGAGAUCGUCCUAAAUCGCGCAAUAACCACCACGGCCAAGCUACCGUGGUCGCUCGCCCCCAGGCCCGCCCUCAAGACGCUCCUCUCCGCAUCCGAAUACGCCAACCCGCUCAAGCUGUACCUCACACCGGGCCUCGUCCUCGCCGAGGUCAUCCGCGGCGCCCUCACGCCCCUCAUCAUCUUCGCCCAGCGCCACAUCGAGCGCGCGGCCGCGUCGCGCGGCCUCGCGCCGCUCGGGGAAGCCGCGCUCCUCGUCGGCCUGGGCCUCGUGUUCGUCGCGCUGCAGACGCCCGUCUCCGUCAUGCACGCGCGCCUGACGCUGCAGCGGCGCGGAGCCCCGGCGGGCGAGUCCGAGCUCGCGUUCGAGCCCGGCGUCGGGGAGGCGGUCGUGAUGGGCGAGCGGAGCGGCGCGCAGGACGGUGUGGCGCCGUACACGUCUUUCGUCGACUGCGCGCGCAAGAUGAGGAGGGAGGAGGGGCUCGGGGUCUUUGCGCGAGGGUGGUGGAUCGUGGCGCUGCAGGCCGCUACCGUGUUGUUGUCCGCGCUGGUGACGCGCUGGCUCUAAUGUGUCGCGGUGCCAUGCGCACGCGGCCUGGCGGAGUGUCGGUAUCGACUAUAGCCCAGAUGAUGUGAUUUCAGAUUGAUGACUGUAUCCCCUACUCACCCUUGAAUGUAUAAUGUUGAGCAA
Mycena citricolor is the source of this 1388-nucleotide messenger RNA. Lineage: Eukaryota; Fungi; Basidiomycota; Agaricomycetes; Agaricales; Mycenaceae. The record is from the annotation of a GenBank genome assembly.